Molecule: messenger RNA, 2042 nt
Organism: Drosophila bipectinata
Lineage: Eukaryota; Metazoa; Arthropoda; Insecta; Diptera; Drosophilidae
Product: myb-like protein X
Source: RefSeq, a predicted model, not a curated record
AGUGUCAUCUUUUUUUUUUUUGCUUGUGGAUUACCUUUUUUUUUUUUGUUAUCUGGAGUGAGCUUGAAGUGAGAAGAUCAGGAUCAUGAUAUCCUGGCUGAGCUGCGGCCUAGUCCUGGCCUUCGUGGCUGGCCCGCUGUCGGUGAGCUCGCGGAGCUACAGCAACGGCCUGAUCUUCUACGAACUAAAGUCCCACCAGCCCUACCUGCCGCCCACCGUCAGUGUGUCCCGGGGCCGGAAUCUGGCCAGUGUCAAGUACUCGGACAAGGGCUCCAUCUGGUCGACGUUUGGGCAGCCCUGCGAGUGCCGGGGACCCGUCUGCGGCUGUUGUGCGGGCCUCAAGGUGGACCAGUACCGUUUCGAUCAGAAAGUCUGUGCGAAUGUGACGUUUGUGCCGCACUUGGAGGAGGCCCAACUGGAGAUGUACGUGAACGAGAAGGCCACCUCAAAGUUCGGCCUGUCGGUACGCAACCCGGCCCCCUUCUGCAUCCCGGUGAUGAUGGGCGUGCCGAUGGCCAUGUGCGUCCAGAUGACCGACGUCCAGAUGGUCGACAACAGGCUCAGCAUGUGCAUGGACUUUGUGGUGCGUCUGGCCACCACGGAUCUCUUCGAGAUGCACUUCCAGUGCAUGCGCAUGGGUCUGGACGGACUCCAGUAUGUGGACAAGAACGGGAAGCCAGUGCUGCCACCGGGACAGCAGGGCAACGACGAUGACGAUGCUGGCGAGGAGUAUGGCGAGUAUGCCGAGCUGGAGAAUGAGCCGGAGGAGUAUCCCCUGGCAGAGGAUCAAGCAGAGGAGAAGGAGAAGCCGAAGCCUGCGCCUGCCCAGGACUACCAGCCAGUGGCCUAUCCUUCGCUGGCCUACCAGCCGCAGGUGGACGACUCCGAGAAGACUCCGAGUGAAGACGAGUCUUUGGCUUAUCAGCCCCCCAAAAUGACCGAGAAGGAGCCGGAGGAGGAGGAGGAGGAACCAGAGCCACUGCCAAUCGAAAGUGAAAUGCUAAUAGCUGGCGAUCAGGUUGAGGAGCCAGAAGAAAACGAUGAAGAGCUUGAAGACGAGGCAGAAGCUGAAGAAGCCAAGAAAGAGACGGAAAAGGAGGUAGAGAAAGAGAAAGAGCAAGUAGAGGCGACACCUGACAAUGACAAUGGCAGCGAGAGUGGCCCGGGGCCAACUCAGGUAAUUGAAACAAUUACAAAUUCAAUAAAAGCCAUUGAAGAAAUGCCAGCAACAACAACAACAAUCAAAGCAACAACAGCACCCACAACAACAACAACAACAACAUCUAAAAUGGAAACAACAAACAACAAACCAAACAAUGUCGUUAUUGAUGACAAAGACCAGGAGGUCUCAUCGAAGCAGGAAGAGGCCCCAGCGGAGAGGGAGAAGGAGAAGGAAGAGGUGAAAAUGUCAAGCGAAGAGGAGGAGACAGAAGACGAGGAGGAGGAGGAGGAGGUCGAGGAGGAUGAGGAAGACGUGGGGGAAGAAUCGACGACAACAGAGGCUGUGGAGCUCGAAAACGAUAGCGACAAUGAGGUAAACGUUGACGAUGAUGACGCCGAUGGUGGAGCGAAAAAAGGCCAGGUGAAGGAACCCCCAACAAAGGCGGGGCUGGAGGAGAAGAGAGAGCCGGAGAAAGAGACAUCUGCUGCUGCUGGUAAUGAACUAAAGGUCAUCAAGCCCGGGUCAGCCCCAAAUGCCGAAGCAGGAGAAGAUCAGGAAACGGAAGAGGGAGCCGAAGAAGAGGAGGCGGCGGAAGAAGGCACUGACGAAGAUACCGAGGAUGACGAGGAAGAGGAGUACGAAGACGAUGAAGAAAAUGUCCAAAAUCUGGACGAGAAAAAAGCCGAAAAACUGGUAGUGGAAGCAGAUCAACCGCUGGAAGGCAAUGAAUACCAAUAUAACCUGGAAAACCUGGAAAAUCGAGAUGCAAAGUUGGCAGCCAAGUCGGCAGUAACCAGGUCUAAAGCAGCCAAGUCAUUGUACCGCCACGGGCGCCAACGUCUUCAGAGGCGUCCUCUAAAGAAAAGGCAUUAAACACAGA